This is a messenger RNA of Sebastes umbrosus (honeycomb rockfish), 1537 nucleotides long. RefSeq names its product flap structure-specific endonuclease 1 (gene fen1). The record is from RefSeq and is a predicted model, not a curated record. NCBI's taxonomy places the organism in Eukaryota, Metazoa, Chordata, Actinopteri, Perciformes, Sebastidae. The coding region runs from base 174 to 1316 and encodes 380 amino acids. Gene Ontology annotation, molecular function: 5'-flap endonuclease activity; manganese ion binding; 5'-3' exonuclease activity. Gene Ontology annotation, cellular component: nucleus. The transcript has 12 exons.
CGAUGCGCAGCUCUUCAGCGUCUUUUAACGGUGCAGCGCUCGAUAGAUCGAUAGGCGAUGUCUGCUUUUUGAUUUUUCCCGCGAAAGAGACGCAAUUCCCCGCGCCGCCGAGACAAGUGUGCACAAAACCGGAGAUUAACAGCUAACUGACUUUGGUGAUUUCAGACAACACAAUGGGAAUACACGGACUUGCUAAACUGAUUGCUGACCAGGCCCCUGGUGCCAUCAAAGAGCAAGACAUCAAGAACUACUUUGGCAGGAAAAUUGCUAUAGAUGCCUCCAUGUGUAUCUACCAGUUCCUGAUUGCCGUGCGACAGGACGGGAACGUUCUGCAGAAUGAGGAUGGCGAGACGACGAGCCACCUAAUGGGAAUGUUCUACCGGACGAUCCGCAUGCUGGAACACGGCAUCAAACCUGUGUACGUGUUUGACGGCAAGCCCCCACAGCUCAAGUCAGCAGAGCUGGAGAAGAGAGGGGAGAGGAGGGCAGAAGCUGAGAAGAUGCUCGCUCAAGCCCAGGAAAUGGGGGAACAAGAGAAUAUCGACAAAUUCAGCAAGCGCCUGGUAAAAGUCACCAAGCACCAUAACGAUGAGUGCAAGAAGCUGCUGACGCUGAUGGGAGUGCCUUACGUUGAGGCUCCAUGCGAGGCGGAGGCCAGCUGUGCCGCUCUGGUUAAAGCAGGGAAGGUCUUUGCCACGGCAACAGAGGAUAUGGACGGACUGACCUUUGGGACAAACGUCCUGCUCAGACACGUCACCGCCAGCGAAGCAAAGAAACUUCCCAUCCAAGAGUUCCACUUCAAUCGCAUCUUGGAGGACAUCGGCCUGACCAAUGAACAGUUCAUAGACCUGUGUAUCCUGCUGGGCUGCGACUACUGCGGCACCAUCAAGGGGAUCGGCCCCAAGAGAGCCAUCGACCUGAUCAGACAGCACGGCAGCAUCGAGGAGAUCCUAGAAAACAUCGACACCAGCAAGCACCCUGCUCCAGAGGACUGGCUGUACAAAGAGGCCAGGAAUUUGUUUUUGAAUUCCGAAGUGGUGGAUUGUUCCACACUGGAGCUGAAGUGGAGCGAGCCGGACGAGGAGGCACUGAUCCAGUUCAUGUGUAGCGAGAAACAGUUCAGCGAGGACAGGAUGCGCAACGGCUGUAAGAAGAUUGUGAAGAGCCGACAGGGCAGCACACAGGGACGACUGGACUCCUUCUUCACCAUCACUGGAUCUCUGUCCUCCAAACGGAAGGAACCGGAACUUAAAGGAUCAGCAAAAAAGAAGCAGAAGACCGGAGCCACGCUGGGCAAAUUUAGGAAGGGAAAAUAGACUGUACCUUUGGGAAGUAAUUAUUGGAAUGAAUAACACCUACUAAAUAAAGAGUAUAAAUAUGAACAUAGAGGUCCAAGUGAGGCAGGAGGAAACUGCAACACAAUAAGAGUUUGUGUGUAGUUUAGUUUAGUUCAGCUGAAUAACUGUGUAUGUAAUAAAAACAGCUAGGAGUGUUUGUGUUUUGUUAUUGAAUAAAAGUAAUGAAGUGUUUUUGUAGA